CUUCGUGUCUUACCUCCGCCCACGUGCGUGGCCCGGCUCCGCGCACUAGCGAGGGAGCUCGGCCGGCGCCGCGGGCUCGCCCGUCCACGCCACGUGUCUCUGUCGCGGGCCGGUGGUGCGGUGGCCGAGUGCUGAUGAGUGCGGCUCCGGGCGCGCGGGGGCCGGUGUGCGCGGUGGAGUCCCCGCCGGCCCCGCCCUUGCGGCCUCUGUUCAGACACGUGCGGUACGAGAACCUCGUGGCGGGUCUGAGCGGCGGUGUCUUCUCCACCCUGGUGCUGCAUCCGCUGGACCUGGUGAAGAUCCGCUUCGCAGUAAGUGACGGGUUGGAAUUGAGACCAAAAUACAAUGGGAUUCUACACUGUUUGACCACUGUCUGGAAACAUGAAGGACUACAUGGCCUGUACAAAGGGGUAACUCCAAAUAUUUGGGGUGCAGGUGCCUCCUGGGGACUCUACUUUUUCUUCUAUAAUGCCAUCAAAGCCUAUAAGGAGGAGAGAAAGCUAGAAAGUCUUGGUGCAACGGAGCACCUAGUGUCAGCUGCUGAGGCCGGAGUCAUGACCCUCUGUAUCACAAACCCAAUAUGGGUAACGAAGACGCGGCUUGUGUUACAGUAUGAUGCUGGCAUUGAUUCAUCAAAGCGCCAGUACAAAGGAAUGUUUGAUGCUCUUAUAAAGAUAUACAAGCUGGAGGGUAUACGUGGCUUAUACAAGGGAUUUGUGCCUGGUCUGUUUGGAACUUCACAUGGAGCACUUCAGUUCAUGGCAUAUGAAGAGCUGAAAUUGAGAUACAAUAAACAUAGAAACAGACUACUGGAUACAAAAUUGACUGCUUUAGAAUACAUUACCAUGGCAGCACUAUCCAAAAUAUUUGCUGUGUCAGCAACAUACCCAUAUCAAGUAGUGCGAGCUCGUCUUCAGGAUCAACACAAUAGGUACUCUGGAAUGAUUGAUGUUAUUCGCAGGACGUGGAGGAAAGAAGGAGUUCAUGGAUUUUACAAAGGAAUCAUCCCCAAUGUGAUCAGAGUGACUCCUGCCUGCUGUAUCACCUUUGUAGUGUAUGAAAAUGUAUCCAAUUUUUUGCUUAAUUUUAGAAAAGAAACUAAUUAAAUUAAAGCUAGGCGUUUGCAUCCAGAGGAGUUUACUGUCCUUUAUUUUUUUAAACGUAAUCUGAGAGAAAUAUUGUACAACUGUCUAACUUAAGAUUGUGAACAGUUCCAGUAAUCAAAGCAAGAAUUUGGGGAUCAGAAAACCCAAACUGCCUUCUCUUCUAUUGGAGCUCUUCUGACCCCUCUUUUCCCUUCUUCUCUGUGAAACAGCAGCCUCUGUCUGAAACAGCUGUUCCCAUCCCAACCUUAAAACAGCACAGUGACUGGAUAAAGGCAGACUUGCAACAGCUAUGUCCUUCGAUGAACUGAUCUCUCUAAAUCAUCUUUUCCUAUACAAGAGCAAGAAGCUGAUGAUGUCCAGGGUUAAUUGAGUGAGGUUGUGAGGACAUCAAAAGUUGUGAUAGGUUCCAGAUCUAUCAAACACAGGGCCUCUCUUUGGCGGUCUCCCCACAGAACUGUGUACACGUUUGUCCUCAUGGUGGUCUGGAGUUUUCUAAAUCCCAUCUAUGUGUAAUUUGUCAGGUUUCAGAAUUACAAAUGGUUGAUUGCAGUGUGUGCACAGUGCAAUCCCUGACUCACUGGAGGAGACUGAGGGGGUGGGGACAGCACAAACAUUUAGGGUACCUUUUAAGGUACAGUGUGGCUGGAGACAGUGAGGAGAAUGGCUGUUCACCCAGUCCAUUAUAUUAAAAUCUAAUAAACCUCCAGUUUUAGUAUAAUGUCCAAGGCAUCUUGCAAAAUUUUUGUAGCAUCAGACCUAAAUCAGUUAAUGUGUCACUGGCCAAUUCUCCAGUUUUUCCUCUUAGAGGGAAAGACAAAUUCUCUCUCUUAGUUACAGAUAUUACGUGUAAACUCCAGGUUGAGUUUACAUUGAAGUAAAAGGACAAUUGCAGACACAUAGACAUGUUUAGCAAAUAGCUUGGUCCUUUUGCACUAGUGUUUGUAAAUAACAGCAUUUUUCAAAGUCUUAUUUUAAAGAUGGCUUUUUCAAAAUGUUGGGUCUUAUAUAUUCAGAGUUUCAGAGUAGCAGCUGUGUUAGUCUGUAUCAGGAAAAAGAACGAGGAAUACUUGUGGCACCUUAGUAACUAACACAUUUAUUUGGGCAUAAGCUUUCGUGGGUAAAAACCCACUUCAUCAGAUGCAUGGAGUGGAAAAUACAGUGUGUUUUUAUACACGCGCGCGCGCGAAAAGAUGGGAGUUGCCAUACCAACUCUAACGAGACAAUCAGUUAAGAUGGGAUUUCAGCAGGAGAAAAAAAGCUUUUGUAGUGAUAAUCAGGAUGGCCCAUUUCAAACAGUUGACAAGAAGGUGUGAGUAACAGUAGGGGAGAAAAAUUUAGUAUGGGGAAAUAGUCUUUAGUUUGUGUAAUGACCCAUCCACUCCCAGUCUUCAUUCAAGCCUAAUUUAAUGGUGUCCAGUUCGCAAAUUAAUUCCAGUUCUGCAGUUUCUCGUUGGUGUCCCUUUUUGAAGUUUUUUGUUGUUGUUGAGGAAUUGUGACUUUUAGGUCUAUAAUUGAGUGUCCAGGGAGCCUGAAGUGUUCUCCAACUGGUUUUUGAAUGUUAUAAUUCUUGACGUCUGAUUUGUGUCCAUUUAUUCUUUUGCAUAGAGACUGUCCGGUUUGGUCAACGUACAUGGCAGAGGGGCAUUGCUGGCACAUGAUGGCAUAUAUCACAUUGGCACAUGUGCAGUUGAACAAGCCCCUGAUGGUAUGGCUGAUGUGAUUAGGUCCUAUGAUGGUGUCUCUUGAAUAGAUAUGUGGACAGAGUUGGCAUCCGGCUUUGUUGCAAGGAUAGGUUCCUCAGUUAGUGUUUUUGUUGUGUGGUGUGUGCAACCCCCAUCUUUUCUCGUGUGUGUGUGAUCUUCCUACUGUAUUUUCUACUCCAUGCAUCUGAUGAAGUGAGUUUUUGCCCACAAAACUUACGUCUAAAUAAACUUGUUAGUCUCUAAGGUGCCACAAAUAUUCCUUGUUCUUUUUAUUCAAAGUGUUACUUGACACCACAGCAGAAAUGCACGAGUCCAUAUGUAGUCUUCCAUCAUAAGCAGUGUGCAUGGGAGAAGUUGCCUUUUUUAAAAGAAAAAAAAUGCCAUCUUGCCUCUUAAUUUAAGAGUGUGAUUGUCAUAACUUGCAUCAGCACUUUUCCCAAUAAACAAAGGUUACAGGACAUUUUGUAGAAGAACACUUGAAACAGCAGUGGCAUUCCAGGGUACAUGUUUUUCGGAGUUAGGAGACUUUAGUUGUUCGUAAUUUUGCAUCAGGAAAAUGCAUUCUUUGCAAAUAGCCACGUUUGUAACAGCAUUUAAUUGUUUUGUAUAAAGUAUCGAAUGAGAGGCAGGAGUUAAUAAAGUUAAUACAAGAAUUAUUCAGCCUGUAAGUUAAGUAACUUGGAGCAUGGCAACUGGUUUACCUUCUUUAUUGCUUAGGAAAUUGAUUAUUCCAAAAGCUCAUCUUUUCAUAAUAAGCCAGCCUAACCUAUGGCAAGUUCGUUAUACAUAAGAAGUAAUUUUUGGAAAGAGUCUGGAUUGAGUAAUUUUAUGAUCCUGGAAUUUAGGACAUUGCAAAAGGUAAAAUGUUGAGCAUUCUUAAUUCAACUAUCUGAAGAGUAGCUUGAUAUUGAGAGGAAUGUUUGUUUCAAUUGAUUAAUCUUACUGCCUUCUUGGUUAAUCUUUCCUGCAUGUUUAAGUCUUUACUAACUAAGCUUCUUGGGGCAGAGACUAUCUUGGUGCUGUGUUUUUACAGCACCUAGCACUAUGUGGUCCAGGUUUGUGACUAGAGCUCCCAGGUGCUACAGUAAUACAAAUAAUAACUCAUUCCUACUCCCACUCACACAGACCUGAGAACAUAAAUGUCUAAAUUAUUAAAUUAGUGGCAUUCAGCAGAGAUGGGAUACUAUUAGGGUUCCAUUAGCUAGCCUUCUUUAUUAUCUGGGCAUUUUUAAUAUUUACAUUUCAUUUGUACUUGAAUGAUAACUGAACUUACUCAAAGGCCAUCAUGUGAAUUACGAAACUUAACAUCUCUGUAUAAUACAGUUGUUAACUUCAUGUGCCUUAUGAAGUUUUUAUUUAAAAAAAAAAUCAAGUACAUAUUAUGUAGGACUAAUUCAAUAGGGCAUUGCAUUAUUAACCACUUGAAGAAGAGAAUAUACUCUGAAACCCCAUGAAAACAGUGGCAAUGAACAAAGCUCUAGGGAGAUAUAUCCGCUGUAUAGCUUGCUGGACCUCAGCAGCAACACUGAUAUUAUUUCCAGGUAGAAGAGCCUGACAGCCCUCCUAGUUUCAGGUUAGUUUAUAUGGUACCAACUCACUGCAAAAUGGAGGUAGAAAUUUGAGAGGGAAAUGUGGCGACAAUCUUAAAAAAUAUGUAUUGCAUAUUCUCUUCAGAACCUGGCUGAGCCAAAGUGGUGGUCUUUUUUUU
Gopherus flavomarginatus (Mexican gopher tortoise) is the source of this 4517-nucleotide messenger RNA. RefSeq names its product solute carrier family 25 member 32 (gene SLC25A32). The transcript has 7 exons. The coding region runs from base 135 to 1106 and encodes 323 amino acids. The record is from RefSeq and is a predicted model, not a curated record. Lineage: Eukaryota; Metazoa; Chordata; Testudines; Testudinidae. Gene Ontology annotation, molecular function: FAD transmembrane transporter activity; folic acid transmembrane transporter activity. Gene Ontology annotation, biological process: nucleotide transport; folate import into mitochondrion. Gene Ontology annotation, cellular component: mitochondrion.